AUGAGGUGCGCGUCUGCGCAGAAGGCACUUCCCUCCGCGCAGACGCGCAGAAUUUCCCACGCACGGGGCCACGGUCACUGCGCGUUGCGAGCUCCCGGGCAAAAAAAAACCUAUAAUCUCUCAUUUCAUCAGAAGCGUCCGAAGCGACGCCACCCUUAUCUCAAUCAGUGUAUCUAUUACUUUGUUACCAGCAGAUUCGCAGUACUUCAUACAAUCAACAUGGCGCAAAGCCUCGACAUGUGUCGAAGAUUUGAAGAAAAACUAAAUGAAAUAAUUACCUCAGAACGACAACGUGGCAUAAAAGUCUUUUCGCCUCAAGAAUAUUUGGGUAUGGUAGAGGAGAUAAAGUCCAUCAAGCAAUCCCAGGUUAAAUCACUGGAAGACAUUAUUCGUCUGCGUUGCUAUGAUGUUAUUAACGUAGGAUCGCAAGAAAAGCUUUACAUGCCGAGUUUACCACCAGACCCUGUAAAAUACUAUGUCCAUACCCAAGAGAUCUUUAACAUCUUGUACAACAUACAUGCCAACACAGAUCAUGGCCAACUGGAAAAAAUGCAAGAAAUUGUAAGGCAAAGGUACAAUAACAUUAGCAAGAAGAUGAUCAUCGCUUUUUUAGAAUUGUGUGAUACAUGCAAACGGAAAAACAAUUCUGGAAAUCUUUUAAAGUUGGUUAUGAAAAACCACUUAGAGUCGAGGGGGCAAGUCGAUAUCGUUGAUAUGUCGCUCUUCAAAGACAAGUAUCACAGCUUUAUGCUCAUUUACCGAGAUCAAACUACGAAAUUUAUCCUCGUGCGCCCGCUUGUAAAUUUGAGUAUAGUAGAAAUGGCCUAUCAACUUGUGGAUAUUUUUGCGAUGUUCGGGGCCCCAAGCGUUCUUCAAAGCUCGGAAAACAGUUGCUUUCUUAAUAAGCUGGUUUUAGAGAUCAACCGUAUCUGGCCACACCUCACAAUUCUUCAUGGGCGCAUUAAGAACCCAUAUUUCGAAUUACAUUUGGACAUUGACUUUCAUAAGGAGAUUCAAGAGUUUAUAAAAUCUUGGUAUGAAGUGAAUCCCCGGGCGACGCUGGCUGAAGCAAUCCGCUUCGCUCAAAUGAUGAUUAACAGAAUGCAAUCGCAUCACCUCGCCUGCUCUCCAUUUGAAACUAUGUUCCGUAAGAGGAUGCAAUUCGGUCUGCCCCAGGUUCUGUGGGAGAGGAUACCGGAUGGAAUGAUAGCGGAAGAAGAUGUAAAAGAAUAUAUUCAUAGAAAUUGGGAAAAUGUC
This is a messenger RNA of Brenthis ino (lesser marbled fritillary), 1257 nucleotides long. NCBI's taxonomy places the organism in Eukaryota, Metazoa, Arthropoda, Insecta, Lepidoptera, Nymphalidae. The record is from the annotation of a GenBank genome assembly.